GAUCAAUACUAGUACAAACAACUCUUUCAUAUGAAAUAUUCGCUUAUAAUGGAAUCAUUAAUGAAGGUCGAAAUCUCACCGAUCCUAGUGAUGAUUUCCCACACAUUUAUGCCUUGACAAAAUUUAAAGUAAAAUCAAAAAAAUAUCGGAAAAUAUGGGAUGAAGAAAAUCAUCCACUUUUCAUACUUGAUCAAAAGAAAGAAGAGUACUCUAAUAUUAUUAAUGCUCGGCUUCGACAUGAAUCUACACUUGUUUCUGAAGCAUAUAUUAGAUGGGUAAAGAAGAUUCCAUGGUUGACUUGUACAGAGACAGUAAGAUUAAAGUAUUUUGAAGAGCUCGCUAUUGAAGUUCAAAAUGGCUAUAAAGAAAAUGCUUUAAAUCAUUUCAAAAACCCAAAACAACAUAUUGAAAGUUGGUUUAAGUUUACUGUUGAUAUUGUUGUAGAUGAGAAUCCGGAGCAUAUAUAUAAUGACACUUUUAGAGAUGAGAUAGGUCAAAUUUAUCGUAAGAUUUGCGGCUGUCAUCACGAAAAUAAUGAUGAUUCAAAAAUUUACUACAAUAAUUAUCAGCUACGUGGCUUUAGAGGAACAAGGGAUCAAGAAAUGAAUGAGUUAGUACCAAUAGUAUGCCAUAGAAUACCAAAUAAUUACGAGGUUUGGUAUCUUGGUAAAGGAGAUUCAACAAAAUGGGGCACUGUGAAAGAUAAAGAUUUUUCAAACUGGAAAUUUGAACCUCAUUAUAAAUACAUGUUUAAUGAUCUUAUGUACUGGUCUUUUGAAAAGUUGCAUGAAGAUUUGGCAAAUUUUUAUGUAUGUGAACCGACAUCACAACAACUUAGAAAGCUAUGGUUGUUUAAAUCGCGAAUAUAA
Messenger RNA from Dentiscutata erythropus, 869 nucleotides. NCBI's taxonomy places the organism in Eukaryota, Fungi, Glomeromycota, Glomeromycetes, Diversisporales, Gigasporaceae. The record is from the annotation of a GenBank genome assembly.